GCUUGUUUUUUUGCUUCCCACUUCUCUUUUCCUUUUAGCUUCUUCUGUCCAAAGAUCUCUCUAUUUAUGUGACAGUCACUUCACCAACAUCAUGGAUGUUCUGCUCAGUCUAUUCUUGGGUUUGGUUGGUCAGUUGUUCACGUUAAACAGGAAGCUGUAGGGACAUAAGCUGCAGUAUGGGUGGAAAUGGCAUUAGAGCUUUGGUUAGAUCUGUUGUGUCUCUAGUUAUCAUUGUGUUUCUUCUUGUCAGUAUCUUAGCAAACUCUGCACCAAGUGUUCCAUCAACAGAAAACGUCAAGCCUUUGCGGUUUAGUGGUAAGGAUGCGAAUCUGUUUCAUGUGAGCAAGCGAAAAGUUCCAAAUGGACCUGAUCCUAUCCACAACAGGAAAGCAAAAACUUCGAGACGGCCAACACGAGUAUGAUAUAGCUCUGAUAUAUACGACGUGCAUGACACUUACUAAUUUUAUGCGACCUCUCCACGUCAAGAAGCUACUAUUUUUGGGGGGCAAUCCAUACUGUCAGAUUCAGAUAUUUGCUAUGAACUCAUAGCUUGUGAAGCCUCGCUCUGUUUUUGCAAAGUUGGAGUCACAUCUUGCUUUGUAGCAUUUUGGAAGUGAAGUUUAGCUCUCUUUUACUCUUUUUUUAAGGAACAUUGCGUCUGAAGUUUGAAAUCUUUAGUGAAGGUGAGAAGUUUGAAGCAGUUAUUAUAGAUUUUUAAUGGCUUUGUGGGGUUUUGUAAUUACAUUUGUAUUAAUUAUAGGCUUAUGUCUUCAUCAAACUCUCAUGUGUUUCCUCUGCUAAAGCAAACCAUUAA
Molecule: messenger RNA, 814 nt
Organism: Brassica oleracea var. oleracea
Lineage: Eukaryota; Viridiplantae; Streptophyta; Magnoliopsida; Brassicales; Brassicaceae
Product: CLAVATA3/ESR (CLE)-related protein 25
Exons: 3
Coding region: 177-422 (81 amino acids)
Source: RefSeq, a predicted model, not a curated record